Molecule: messenger RNA, 1133 nt
Organism: Polyodon spathula (Mississippi paddlefish)
Lineage: Eukaryota; Metazoa; Chordata; Actinopteri; Acipenseriformes; Polyodontidae
Product: DIS3-like exonuclease 1
Exons: 5
Coding region: 264-1058 (264 amino acids)
Biological process (GO): rRNA catabolic process
Cellular component (GO): cytoplasmic exosome (RNase complex)
Molecular function (GO): 3'-5'-RNA exonuclease activity
Source: RefSeq, a predicted model, not a curated record
AUACACGGGUUAUUAUUUCAACAUAAAACACAUCUUUUCCGUCAUUUAAGACUGAAUUAAAUUACGCUACUGACUUUUGCGGUCUACACUAACAGGAGCUUCCUGUGACACAGCGCAGGGAGCUCUUCCAGGUCGCAAAGCGAAGUGCCGAGGGGAUCAAUGUUUACAAUUGCGUAGCACAGCCGCUGGUGUUACAAACGGUGGGUAACAGGUUAAGAAAUUGGGCUCCGAAUAAUAAAUGAACGAGAGCGGGAAAUCCAGCAAUGCUGUUGAAAACAGAAAGAACGCUGCACUUGAAAAGCUCCCGGGGAAAGACCGUUCGAGUGGUCCGGGAGCACUAUCUGAGGGAGCACGUCCCUUGCUUUAGUUCCCUGUGUCAGGCUUCAUGUCGGAAUGAUGGCAAGCUUCUCCCAGGUAACGUGACCCAUUACAUCGUCCCGGACUGGAAAGUGGUGCAGGACUUCCUGGAGAUUCUGGAGUUUCCAGCGCUGAGGGGCGUGAUCUUUACGCAGACCGCCUGCCAAACAGUCCAGCAUCACAAAGGGCGAAAGCAAUACAACCGGCUGCGUAGUUUGCUAAAGGAUGCCCGUCACGAGUGCAUUAUGUUCUCAAAUGAAUUCCAGAGGUAUUCCUACUGCCCCCGGGAAAAAGGAGAGGCUAUGGAGAAGUGGCAGACCAGAUGCAUUUACUACGCUGCAGUGUGGUACUACCACCACCUAGCGGGACAGAAACCUUUGGUUGUAAUAACAGAAGACCAGGAUGCCAUUGAAAAAUACGGGAUUGAAAAUAAAGAUAUCUACGUCAUAUCUGUUAAGGACUACCUGGAGGGUUUCUGGCCAGACCUGAAGGCUGCCCACGAGCUGUACGAAUCACUUGUCCAGUCUCUGCGGGAGCGGGAGAGCGAGAGUCAGGAGAAGGAGUAUGCAGAACACCUGCCUAUGGAGAUCCUGGAGGCAGGGAUCAAGUCUGGGCGAUACAUCCAGGUCAGACCUGCAGUGCUUUCCUACCUCUGCAUACAGUCAGAAAAAUCCACAGUGCUGCAAGAAGGCUCCCUCUAGUGGCUGAUAACUUAUACUAACUGUGGAACCCUGUUUUAUGGCAUGCCUGGUGUUUAAGGAUCAAUUCACAACACC